Molecule: messenger RNA, 807 nt
Organism: Morone saxatilis (striped sea-bass)
Lineage: Eukaryota; Metazoa; Chordata; Actinopteri; Moronidae
Gene: nme5
Product: NME/NM23 family member 5
Exons: 5
Coding region: 137-772 (211 amino acids)
Biological process (GO): GTP biosynthetic process; UTP biosynthetic process; CTP biosynthetic process
Molecular function (GO): nucleoside diphosphate kinase activity
Source: RefSeq, a predicted model, not a curated record
CAUUAAGAACGUCGGUUACUAACCGCUCUCUACAGCCGUUAAACAACCAACGUUUAACGUUACGUAAUGUUUAAUGUCAAACGUUUAGUUAACCGCUGACAGAAAGUAUCGUAACUUAAGAAGCACACAGAGGAAGAUGGACCAAACUUCAUACCCUCGUAUUUAUGUGGAGAGAACACUGGCCAUUAUUAAACCGGAUGCCAUCCACAGAGCUGAAGAGAUUGAGGACAUCAUCCUGAAAUCGGGCUUCAUUAUCCUGCAGAAACGGAAGCUGCAACUAAGUCCGGAGCAAUGCAGUGACUUCUACGCAGACCAGUAUGGAAAACUCUUCUUUCCCAGCUUGACUGCCUUCAUGAGCUCUGGCCCCGUCAUCGCCGCGACUCUGGCUCGUGAAAACGCUAUUGCCCACUGGAAGUCCAUCAUAGGGCCUGUCAACAGCAUCAAGGCCAGAGAAACUCAUCCAGACUGCCUCAGAGCAAAAUAUGGCACUUCUGACCUGAAAAACGCAGUCCACGGCAGCGAGUCAUUUCACGCAGCUGAACGGGAAAUCAAAUUCAUGUUCCCAAACUCUGUAAUCGAGCCCUUUCCCUCGAGAGAAGCAACUGAAGAAUACCUGAGCAGGUACGUUAACCCAACUCUGCUUCGUGGACUCACUGAGCUCUGCAAACACAAGCCACACAACCCCUGUAUUUGGCUUGCUGACUGGCUGAUCAAAAACAAUCCAAAGAUGCCAAUAAUAUGCGAUGGAGCCAUUGUGGAAGAAGCAGAAUGAGAAUAUAGUUUCACGUUAUUUUUUAAACAAAUGUA